UUGAUCAAUUUCAGUCGGUGUGAAGUUUUUAAAAUAUUUUUUGAAUAAAUAAAUAAUAUUUAUUUAUUUAAAUAAUCAAAAAAUUCAUUCAAAAAAAUCUGUAAAAUGAGUUCUGAUGACAGUAGCGAUGAAGAAUACAAACCACAAGAGGAAGUGUCUGAUUUUUCUAAAGAUUCUGCAACAGAUGAUUCAGAAGAGAUUCAAAUUAAUACAGAAGAACGCCAAAUAAAAAGGAAACGAAAAACACAAAAUGGAACAAUCCAAAAGCGGAAAAUUGUCAACAAAGAUAGUGAAAAAAUCACAAUAGAAGAUAAAAAAGAUGAAGAUGAAAAGGAUAUAACUAAUGCUUUGUGGGCUAGUUUUUUAAGUGAGGCCAACAAUACAAAAACAGGCGAGGAUCACGAAGAAAAAUAUUCUACUACGAAGCAAGAAUUAUCCAAAACUAAUUCUGGGCCUGGUGGUAAAUCAAAGUUUGGCCUUCCUCGUCCUGGAACAAGUGGUCUUGCAAAUGCUUUAAAUCAAUUAGAAAAAAAAGGCAAAACUAGUACAUUAGAAUUAAGUAAAUUAGAUUGGAUGAAUUACAAAAAAGAUCAAGGUAUUGAGGAAGAGUUGCAAACACACAAUAGAGGAAAAAACGGAUUUUUGGAACGACAAGACUUUUUGCAGCGGACUGAUCUAAGACAAUUUAAACGUGAACGUGAGAUCAGGCAAUCAAAAAGGAGUAGUCAGUAAACACAAAUCUCAAAAUUUCGUUUUAUACUUUUGCGAUAAAAAUUGACUUUCUUUUGAUUAAAAUUUUGGCAUUUAUCUGUA
Molecule: messenger RNA, 813 nt
Organism: Culicoides brevitarsis
Lineage: Eukaryota; Metazoa; Arthropoda; Insecta; Diptera; Ceratopogonidae
Gene: Yeti
Product: craniofacial development protein 1
Exons: 2
Coding region: 106-732 (208 amino acids)
Cellular component (GO): Swr1 complex
Source: RefSeq, a predicted model, not a curated record